Molecule: messenger RNA, 6230 nt
Organism: Haliotis rufescens (red abalone)
Lineage: Eukaryota; Metazoa; Mollusca; Gastropoda; Lepetellida; Haliotidae
Product: kinesin-like protein KIF19
Exons: 19
Coding region: 347-3172 (941 amino acids)
Biological process (GO): microtubule-based movement
Molecular function (GO): ATP binding; microtubule motor activity; microtubule binding
Source: RefSeq, a predicted model, not a curated record
GUUUGACAUACCACUACCACGGUGUCAGCUGCCCAAAAAAUGAAAUUGAUUUGUUUCAGGCGAUUGCUUUACUUUCCUGAUCGAUUCCCUGUCACAGAUCGAUAACCUGUCCGCGCACCUUGAAGACUAUCGGCGGAGGGAUAUGCGCUGGAAGUAGUGCGGCCUGAUUGUGACACAGGUUUACACCGUUAUUCCCUGGCAGUGGGCACAUAUGUCCCACCUUGAUAAUUCUUUGGCCGUCUUAUGUACACACUAACAUGUAGUGAGAGAAGCAGUUUAAGCAGUGUCUCACCCAGGAAUUUAUACCAGUGGACAGCGUUAUGGGGUGAUCAUCUCUCCGUAAGCAAUGUCACGCCGUCAGCAAGCGGCCGUACCGCCGCCCCCGACCCCGGGGCCGGACCCGACCGGGGGUAGGGAUAGCGGCGGCGAGGGAGGAAGUAUGAAUGACAGCCGCACUAAAGGCGGGGGAGAACAAACUUUGACGGUUGCCUGCCGGAUACGGCCUAUGAGUGAAGAUGAGAUUAUGCAAGGAGCUAGCCCUAUUGCAUAUAAAGUGGAGGAAAGCAUGGUUGUGUUGCUUGACCCCUUGGAUGAUCCUGAUGACAUUCUCCGCCAAAACCGAUCCCGUGAGAAGCAGUUUGUGUUUGACACCACCUUCGAUGGAUCAGCUACACAGAAAAUGGUGUAUGAGGCCACAACAAAGAUUCUCAUCCCAAACGUGGUCACAGGCUACAACGCUACAGUGUUUGCAUACGGGGCAACAGGUGCUGGGAAGACGCACACUAUGUUGGGAACAGACAAGGAGCCGGGCAUCAUGGUCCUCACCCUGAAUGACCUCUUCCAGGAGAUGGAGAAGACGAGCAACAAUAUGGCCUACAAAGUAUCCAUGUCCUAUCUUGAGAUCUACAACGAGAUGAUCCGCGACCUCCUUAAUCCCUCAUCAGGCAUCCUCGACCUUCGAGAAGACUCCCGGGGUCAAGUUCAGGUUGCAGGUUUAUCAGAGGUCACUGCAAGGUCUACAGAUGAGGUGAUCCAGAUGUUGAUGAAGGGCAAUCAGGAGCGUACCCAGGAGCCCACCGCAGCCAACAAGACUUCGUCGCGGUCCCAUGCAGUGCUGCAGGUCAUCGUGAAGCAGCGCAACCGCGUCCGCAACACCAUGCAGGAAGUACGCACGGGGAAACUGUUCCUCAUCGAUCUGGCAGGGUCAGAACGUGCAGCAAACACACACAACCGUGGCAAGAGGAUGGUGGAGGGGGCUCACAUAAACAGAUCCCUCCUUGCCCUGGGCAACUGUAUCAACGCUCUUAGUGACAAGAAUGGCCCAAAGUACAUCAACUACCGAGACAGUAAGUUGACCCGCCUCCUGAAGGAUGCCCUUGGCGGCAACUGCAAGACCGUCAUGAUCGCACACAUCAGCCCGGCCAGCCUGCACUUUGAGGAGUCACGCAACACACUAGUGUAUGCAGACAGAGCCAAACACAUCAAAACAAAGGUGCGGCGCAAUGUGACCGAUGUAGCGUACCACAUAGCCCAGUACACUAACAUCAUCUCGGAGCUGCGUGAUGAGAUUCUCAAACUGCGGAGCCGCCUACAGGACCAGGGCACUGGCAGUCGCACCCACGCCAACAUCCAGGCCGUGCAAUCGGAGGUACUAGAGGCCCGUCGCCAUGCUGACCGAGAUGAGAUGACCAAGCUGCGAGAACAACUGCUCACUUGCUUCAAGGACCAGAUGGAACUCAGGAAGACGCUGAUGGAGCUGAACAAUGCCUCCAUGGAGAUCAGCCUGGAGACCAACAGGAACCAGCUCGUCAUCAGCGAGUGGGAUGUUGAGAAGGCGCGAGGCUCCAAGCGAGAGGAUGGUGACAGUACAGACAACAAGUAUAAAGAUGAGCGAGACAGCAAGGGCAACAUCAUACAGCCAGAUGAAGUCCGCGUGGCUCGGGACGAGCUGAAGGUGCUGCAUGAUGAGAAACACAAGACAGAACGUGUGCGAUCAACAGUCAGGCGGGAGUUGGAGACGGCCAAACACAAGAUGAAGAAAUUGGAGGAGAUCAUCCCUCAGCGUAUUGGGGACGACGACCAGCAGGAGACCCUGCAGUUGCUGUGUAAGGUCCAUGAGUUGGAGAUUGAGAACCUGGAGGUGAAGUCAGCCUGCCUCCUGAGGGACUUCACCAUCAAAAAGAAGGACAUGAUCAUCACCCGCUUCAGACACCACCGCAACCUGUGUGACGAAAUCAUUAAGCAGCAGAGACAACUCAUCACAGAUCACAAGGUCCCCUGCCCCAAGGAGCUGGAGGAUCUCUACCACCUGUACACUGUGGAGAAGGAGGACAAGGUGCUGUAUGGGGACGACUCAGACACACCCAAGCCACUGUCAACAGGAACAAGACAAGUCAGCAGUCUCACAGAUAUUGGCGGCCAUGAUGAUGACAAGUUCUUCACACCAAGUGCCAAGGCCAAGCAUCUUCAAGGUCUCAGCCAGAUCUGGACAGGAAGUCAGUACAUGGAGAAUCUCAACAGUAGCAGCGCCAUCUAUCAUCCCGUCACAGCAUCGCGACAGUCAUUUGAUGAUAAAGAAGUUAUCCAGAGCAAUACUCGCAACAUUGCAGCACUAGCAGCUAAAAAGAGGACCAAGGCUCAUCACGAUCACCUAAAUGCCGAGAGACAAGGUCAUGGGUCACGACCUCUGUACCGACCCAGUCAUGAUAGUGAUGCAGGGGCCUUAACUCCAAGUCGCCUGGCAAAACAUAACAGGACAUACGGUGAUGGGAUGACCCAUACGAGUACGCCACCUAGUGAUGAUAACAUCUCGUCAGUGACUGUGGAGAAACUCAGUAUACAUACAGACAUUUCCCUGCCUGUUAUAUCGGCAUCGGAGGAGCGGUAUCGAGGGGGAGUCAGAAAGGUGUCACGGAAUGAAGCGGAUCAGAGGAGGAAGAAGCGAGGACGCAACUUUGAUGUUGUUAGCAGUUAUUCACAACAGCGUCUCAAUUCUAAGAAGACAACAGCUACAAACAGUAACAAGUACAUUGGCCGCAGCAAAGGCUCUGACUCCUCUGCUGUCAGCACACCUCAGCAACAGCCUCGGCGAGACCGCAAGGCUCUACCCACAAUUCCUGGCUCCUACAGGAAGGAGACAAUCCAUGUUACAGGGUUUCACUUGCCACGGUGAACAGGCGUAACCUUCACCCUUGUGGACACAGGUCAGGGAAGGAUGCCUGUUGACCUUACAUGACCAUGACCUUGAUUUAAGUGUGGCUUGAAGAUGAUGUCAUUACAAAUAAGAAGGCCAAUAUCGUUAAAACGUAAGACAAGUGAAUUAAUUGUUGCAAUUAAUUCUUUUAUGUCCAUACAUGCUAUCUUGCAUAAUUUGUAUUCUUUUAUCAGACCCAGAGUUGUUUGGGGAAAUCAUGGACUGUUUGCUCUUUAUGGAAAGAAUUGUUUAGUGGGCAAUGAAAUUAUAACACAUUUUGUUGAAUUGGUGUUCAGUUCCUGUUAGGGUAAGAAGGCACCAGGAUUAACUUUUCUCUGAAUUCAUAAUACCAAAGACAGGUAAAGAUUAUUUUGGUCUCUGUUGAUAAAUGAUUAAUUACAUUCAAUAGGAAAGGACUAUGAAUGUAAGUAGACAAGAUACAUGUAGAGAUUUUGGAAUAUUUAUAACAGUAACUGAAGAUAAACCAAUUUCUCACAAGAGUGUACGAGGGCCCGACUCUGGUCAGGUUACUGUUGAUAUUAAGAGCCUGAGCAGAUAUCUGUGAGAGGGGCUCUCAGUGACAGUUUCUGCUCUGUCAUAAUACCAAAGCUUUCGCCAGCAAGAUCUUGAUGACUCCUGUGCCUUCUGUCUGCUUUUCAGACCCAAAUACUGAUGCUGUUCAGACAUGAUACUGUAGGUAUUCAGACAUAAUGCUUACAAUGUUCAGACAAAAUAUGUGAAGAUAUACAGUGGGUGGGGUGGGAUGUGGGAUUACAAUGGACUCAUCAAUUGAAGAGUCUUGUGUUAAACAUUGGAGCUGAACAUGUUGACAACAAGUGCUGUAUUUAAUGGUAUUUAUUUAUUUAUCCUCAUAUUCUUGUGUUCCUUUGCUGAGACUUGUAUUGACCAGCAUACACAAUGCAGGUAUUCCUCUGUACAUCUUAACCUCUUUCUCAGGAUCUGUUGUAUAAAUAUAUAUACUUCUUGUUUAUGUUGAUAGUGAUACCACUUUUAUGACUAUUUGUGCUAAAUAUAAAGUGACAGUAAGGAAUGUUAACUGUCUUACCUACUUAUGGCAUAUAUAUAUGAAGCUAUAUAAUGAAGCUGUUUCUUCUCUGCCAUUGGAAACAAUCAUUGACAUAAAUGUUCAGACUUGUCUUUGUUGAACAAACUGCAUGCCUAGAGCAGCACAUCUACCCGUUGCAAGCCUGAUCAAGAACCUUGUUUGCACUAAUGAAAACAUACCUCUCUAAAUAUACAAUACUAAAACAACAUGUAAAUUUAUGUCUAUUUAGUGUUGCUAUAAUGUUAUUCUGUACAUGAACAAACCACCUUGUUUACAAAUAAAUGUUGACACAUUCAUUUACUUUAAGUUUUCCGCCGUGUUAGUGCUUGGGAGGGAUGCUGUAUUGGUGUUCUGGCAAUUGCUCUGCUGUUGAUAUUGAAUGUAUUACUGAGAUAUGUCAGAGGUCCGUCCAUUACUAUCUCUAACAUCACUUCAGCAGGAUGCAGCUACACCAAAUGAAUUACAUGUUCUUGAUGUUUCUGUUGAGCUCUCUGAACACUGGUAAAGUCAAAUGACAAGUUCCUUUCUUGGGAUUAUUACAAAGUCACAUUAUCUAAUGUAGAAUGUAAAUCAUAACCUGACUAGUUUCUGAAAAGCAUCUCUCAUGAAUCAAUCUAAUUGUUUAAAUCAGAAUAGCAUAUUUUGUUGGCCAUUUGUUUUUUGGAUAAGCAAUGAUUCGCUCCAAUUCUUUGAGCAAGUAAUCAAUUUGGUGUGGCCUAUUCACUUCAGAGGUGAUAUCAUACACUUUUGUGUAAAUUUUGAUUCGAUAUCACCACAUGUUGCACAAAUCAACUUUCAUUUAUGUAUUAACUGAUAUUCAUCAGAAACACGUUGCUGGAUUAUUUUUCUGUAUUUCCACGCUAUCUUGUGUUUGACCGUGGCUGAUGCACAAUGCUGUUUGUCAUCUACUCACUCAUUGUGUGAAAGGCAGCUCUGUUUUACAAUAAUUCUUCAAUAUUUAUCAUAUUUAUCAUCAGAAGGCUUGUUAAUCAACAGAAGAAGGUUAGUUUUUAAGCAUCUAAUCACAAAUUUGAAUUAUGACCAUCUUUUCAUUCACCUUCAUCUAUGAACUGACUGAUACACUUUGAUUUUACUUUAGAGGUAGAGUUGUGUCAAGAAAUAAACAUUUGAUAUGAUCUGUUAUUAUUGAAGAAAUGUUGAACAUGUUUGCUACAUAAACUGCUGAUGUUGUAGGAGUUGCACCUGAUCUUUCUUGUGAUAUGACAUAUAGGGCUUCCCUCACUACUGAUUACCAUACUGCUGCUGCCUGUGCUACUAUGGUAAUGACUAGCUUUAACUCAUUGCUGCUGCUGAUGUAGAUUCUUUCAGAAAUAUCAAGUAGACUUCUUUCAUGUGAGAAAAUCAUAUCAUUUCUUUUUUCAUAAACAAUAAUUUAUCCUAUUUUUCAUAUUUGAAUGAAGGUGGUUUUUUUGUUUAGUAAAAUAUAAUUAUAACCUUUUAACCUGUAAUAUAUGAUGUAUAUUUGUCAUCAAAAUAAUGUACCACAUUUCCCUUAAUAUGUUACUAUAUUUCCAAUUGUUUCUCAGUGCAUGUAGAGUAAUCACAAUACGUCCAGUCAUUGAAAUAUAUAAUGUAUGUAGAAUACCAUACACUUGAAAUAUUAUACAUAUGCUAUGCAUACAUCAGAUCAAAAUGCAAAAUAUGAAGAAUAUAACUCCUUUAGGAUAUGAGUACAACAUUUCAUUGAUGAAUCUGUUUGUUUUGUGGUUCAAAAGAACUCACACUGCUAUUCAGAACCAGUUUGAAUGUUGAUGCUUACUUUUGGAUGUACAGUGUAUUUGCAGCAGAUAAUGCUCUCUUUGGACAUUUGCAUGUGCUGGACUUUUGUUUUUGUAUUUCGAGAUUGUUUCGAUAAAUUUGAGAAAAGCAUAAUUUUAGCACAUGUUAAUGAAGAGGUCCUUCAGAACAUGUCAUUGUAUGAUAUAUUUCAAUAAAGUAUGUAGAAAACUG